Molecule: messenger RNA, 1488 nt
Organism: Triticum aestivum (bread wheat)
Lineage: Eukaryota; Viridiplantae; Streptophyta; Magnoliopsida; Poales; Poaceae
Exons: 6
Coding region: 94-1488 (464 amino acids)
Source: RefSeq, a predicted model, not a curated record
AAUUUUCCACCAUAUCCCCUUGUGAAAUCUCUCCCAUAAUAACCAAAAACUCUUACAAACCAACCAUAAGUGGGUUUUAUUUUCAGGAACAAGAUGCAUGUCAUAGAUUGGACUAUGAGAGGGCAAGAGCGGUGUUGGUAUGCCAACAACGAGAACAAGGAAGAGGUGGAGAUGUCACAAUUCAAGAAGUUGAGCCAAUCAAAUGAAGGUUAUGAUGUGGUAAAUGAGCUCUUCUCUUGGCAAUCCAUUCGUGGACGUGGGCCAUUAGGUUUAAAGUUAACGAAAACACCUGCUCUUUUGGAGCUUAUACAAAAGAAGCUCACAUUAACCUCCAAAGGAAAAGGAAAGCAAACAACAUGUGACGUACAAACAAUAUCUACUGCAAUACAAGGAAGGAAGCCCUGUUCACAAAAGUUGCAGGCUUCCAAUUUUCAAGCUUCCUCUCUUAGAAUUGGGGACUGGGAGUGGAAAUCAAUAUAUGAAGGAGAUAUUGUUGCAAAAUUUUAUAUUUCCAAGAAUAAAUUGGCAUGGGAAAUACUCCAUGAAGGUCUGAAGAGCAAGAUAGAGAUAAAAUGUUCAGACAUAUGUGCCUUGAGAAUAACUUGUCCCAAAGAUUUACCCGGGAUGCUGGAUAUUGUGGUGUCCGCGGUGCCACAAUUUUUCAUAGAAACCAAUCCACAGCCACGCAGGAGCACCAGGUGGCUUGCAACUACGGAUUUUACUGGUGGACAAGCAAGUACGCACAGUAGGCAUGUUCUACAGUGUGGCCCAGGGAUAAUGGACAAGCACAUUGAGAAUCUCCUCCACAAAGACCAACGUCUAUAUUUAUUAAGUCAGAGCACCAAAAAUUCAUAUCGUAGCAAUUAUGACAACCUGUUUGAGACUGGACAAACUCGGCAGUCAUUGCCACUUCAACCGAUGCCAACUGGAACAAUGACAUUAGGGCUAAAUGAUUCUGGAGCCCUGCAAGGUGUACACUUUCAAAGCUCAGGGCAGCGAGCUCCACUGAAGGAGGACAUGCUUAACUGGAAAUACUUUUUGGGCACGCCUCUCGGGUCACAACCUACCUCCAUGUCCAACUCUAAUGCCGGUAUCAUGUAUAGUAACUUUGGAAACCGCUUCGACAAUCACAUCAGUUCAUGGAACUUAUCUCCCAGUGCUGAUUACUCAUCAUUGCGUGAGAUGUAUGACUUGAAUGGCAGCCAUACCUUGUUGCCGAGUAACAGCAACUUAUCAUCGGAGACAAUGACACUUGAGCAGCUACGAGAAAACUUAUUGAGCGACAACGAGAUCGUGAAUGUGGUGGACGAAGAGGAUCUCAUGAGCAUGGUGAACUCCCUUUCCUGUUUGAUUGGGAAGAGUUCCCACUCCCAGGCAAACAAUAAUCUGGUCGCUCCUCCUCCUCUAGAUCUUGAACCAACCCAAGUCAUCAACGUUCCUCCUCCUGGAAGCAGCCCUCCAUGGACGGAGUGGCCAGGCUCACCAUGA